Messenger RNA from Colias croceus (clouded yellow), 741 nucleotides. Its product is annotated as chorion class B protein M2807-like. Gene Ontology annotation, cellular component: egg chorion. The transcript is spliced from 2 exons. Gene Ontology annotation, molecular function: structural constituent of egg chorion. Lineage: Eukaryota; Metazoa; Arthropoda; Insecta; Lepidoptera; Pieridae. Gene Ontology annotation, biological process: multicellular organism development; chorion-containing eggshell formation. Bases 35 to 700 code for a protein of 221 amino acids. The record is from RefSeq and is a predicted model, not a curated record.
AAAUCAUUCACUUUUCAGUCGAAUAAACAACAAUAUGUCAUUCAAAAUUGCCUUAUUCUGCGCUCAGGCGUUGCUCAUCCAGGCUAUUUCUAGCCAAUGCGUUGGAUCCUUCAACGCGUACCCAGAGGGCUAUGGCUGGCCAGGAUGCGAAGGCUGGAACUGGGCAGAGAUGAGCCUGCCAUGUGGUGAAUGGGGAGCCGCUGGUGCCCGCAUGCGCGCUGCUGAAUGGGAAAACGCUGCCCUUGCUGAAGCCAGAUACGGACUUGGAGGAUUCGCCCCCGCAAGCAUGGCCGCGUCCAACGGUGGUGGUCUUGCCGUGACAAGCUCCUCCCCCAUCGCGCCAAACGGUGUCUCCCUCCUCUCUGAGAACGCGUUCGAAGGUCCCCUCGCUGUCGCUGGUGAGAUCCCAUUCCUGGGUACCGUUGGCUUGGAAGGCGCUCUGCCAACCGCUGGUGCUGGUGGCGUUGCUUACAGCUGUGGAAACGGCAAUGUUGGCAUCUUGAACGAGGACUUGAACGGUCCUUAUGGAGCUGGUGCUUACGGUAGUGCCUACGGUGCUUACGGCGCUCCCUUCGCCGGUCCUCUGGCCGGUGCCGCGCUCUCCUCCGCUUAUGGCAUCAAUGGCUUUAAUGGCAUCAAUGGCAUUAAUGGCAUCAAUGGCAUUAAUGGCAUCACCCGUGGAUGCGGAUGCAGAAUCUAGGAAGUACCACAAUCACACAAAAUAAAUGUUUUGAAUGGUUA